AUGUCAUAUGAACAGGCUGUGAAUCCGCUUCGAAAAUUUAAACUUGUUUUCUUAGGUGAACAAAGUGUUGGAAAAACUUCAUUGAUUACUCGUUUUAUGUAUGACAGUUUUGACAAUACAUAUCAGGCUACAAUUGGUAUAGAUUUUCUUUCUAAAACAAUGUAUUUAGAAGAUCGAACUGUUCGUUUACAGUUAUGGGAUACCGCAGGACAAGAAAGAUUUAGGCAAUAA
Rotaria sp. Silwood1 is the source of this 231-nucleotide messenger RNA. The record is from the annotation of a GenBank genome assembly. Lineage: Eukaryota; Metazoa; Rotifera; Eurotatoria; Philodinida; Philodinidae.